UUUGCAUAUAAAAGCGAACGUUUGCGCCAAGUAAAUCAUAGUUUGAUUGAUUUCUACAACUAGCAAAGCCAAAUAACUCAACAUGAAGUUCCUGAUUGCUUUCGCUCUGUGCGCUCUGGUUGCCUGCAUCAACGCCAGUCCCUAUGGCAACAUUGGCUAUGGCAGUGACCUUGGCCGCGUUGCCUACGUUCAGGAUAUUGGCUAUGGCGGCGGCUAUGGCGGCGGCCAUGGUGGCAACCAUGGUGGCAACCGUGGUGGUUAUGGCCAGCCCCUGAUCUCCCGCUCAUCGAACCCCUCUGCUGCUGCCUCCGCUUCCGCUGCCGCGGCUGGACUCCGCCCCGGCAACUAUCGCCAGGCUGCUGUCAUCGGCUACGAUCUGGACUCCAGCUACAAUGGCAACAGCUACGGACGUGGCGGCUAUGGACGUGGUGGCUACUAAUUCACUCACAUUCCAAUCGAACCAACACCAGUUUUGUUCAAGCGGAACAGCCAUCGAGAAAAUGAAGCAGCUGUGCGCAAAUAAAAAGAAAAAACCCGCUGAAAGCCGCGGAAAAUGUUGAACAAAAAAAAAA
This is a messenger RNA of Drosophila hydei, 572 nucleotides long. RefSeq names its product chorion protein S15 (gene Cp15). The transcript has 2 exons. Bases 83 to 439 code for a protein of 118 amino acids. Lineage: Eukaryota; Metazoa; Arthropoda; Insecta; Diptera; Drosophilidae. The record is from RefSeq and is a predicted model, not a curated record.